GGUAAAUCCUGAACAGAUUCUUUCCUUUCUUAGGUUUUCGUCUUUAGUACUAUCUUCUGGAUCAACAAUGGAGGAUGGUUCAGAAUACAUCAUAGAAUCCUUGAUGGAAGAAAAACAACAUCAACAACAAGCAUGUGAUAUUGAUAUCGAGUUCGCUUCGUCACCCAACAGGCGUCGAAAAUUGGCAGCCGAAUCACCAAAUUCAAACUCGAAAGGGAAAGAGAAAAUCGAAGAAGAAGAAAGAAUGGAUAGUAAAUCUGAUAAUGUCUGUGGAAUUUGUUUCUUAGAAGAAGAUGGAAAAUCGAUUAAGGGUUCAAUUGAUAGUUGUAAUCACUAUUUUUGCUUUGUAUGUAUAAUGGAAUGGUCUAAAUGUGAAUCUCGUUGCCCUUUAUGCAAACAGAGAUUCAAUACCAUUAUUCGUCCACCUAAAGAUGGAAUUUUUAUGAACGAACGGAUAGUUAAUGUUCCUACUCGUGAUCAGGUUUGGCAUCCUCUUGGUAAUGUGUCAACUGGGCCUUCCGAUCCCUAUGGUCGAACAAAUUGUGCUGAAUGCCAAAGCUCUCUGGAUGAAAAUCUCUUAUUACUUUGUGAUCUUUGCGACUCUGCUGCUCAUACAUAUUGUGUUGGGUUGGGUUCCACAGUACCUGAAAGGGAUGUGCAAAGCUGUCAAAUCUCACCCACUACUGCCAGAGGAAAGAAAAUCAAUGCUGGAACUAUGGUUACUGACUCUAGUAUGAAGAUAGCAUGUCAUCGCCGUGAUGUUCAGAGUCAUAUUAAAAUCUUUCGUGAAAACUGGGAUGCUUUGAGAAAUGGAUCACUGCAAUUUUCUUCUACCUCUGGAAGCAGGAAUAGUAAGAUACCUGGCAGUAAAGUAUCUAAUGCCAAGACAAGCCAAUCACAGUCCUCGAGUUGUUCGCGGAAUGCCAACAAUAAGAAUGUCGCUGAAAACUUGUCAAACAAAAAAACCCUUACGAUACUGAUAAAGCAUGGAAGAUGUUGGAUAUUGCCAAAUCGGUUCAACGGGCACGUGAAGGUAAAACUACUCAUUGUGUUUCUAAGCAUCAAUUAGGUAAGAGAAACACGCAGGCAGAUGCAACUGUUACCAACUUAAAUAGUUCUAGAUUAGAAAUCCAAUCUCCCCAACAAAAGGAUCUUAGAGGAUUUGCAUCCGAUAAAAACAUUAGGUGUGAGGAAAUAAUAGCUUGUACAAACUCUAAAUCUCCAAUUUUUGAGAAAGAAAAGCCGUUCAAGCAUGCAAUCGAAGAAACUUUGAAAAGGCAGAAUGGGGGUCCAAGUACUGUUCAUGCAUCAAAAUAUUGUGGAUUGGCAUUUCCUAAACAAGUCCAGAUGUUUGACCAAUUAGACACUCUUCAUAAAAAGGGAAAAAAAUUCCUACACGGGUCAACCAAGAAUCCUCCUUGAAUGGUAUUAAUAAACGGGUUAGGGUUGAUGCUGUAGUUUCUCCCAACAAGUCAUCCCACGGAAUUUCUAAGUUGCUUAAUAGCAGAUCAGAUGGUGGUGCACAUUCUAGCUGCAAGGCAGAGACUCUAAAGGAAAACUGCGUGUUAGGUAAAACUUCGUCCAGUGCUACGCCAAGCGCGGAUUGUGCCAAGAGUGAAAUCCAGUCUUUGGUUAAGCUGAAUUUGAAGCAAUUGAGUAAAGGCAAAAAAUUAGAAACUUAAUUACAAAGGAAUCAAAAAGGAACGAGGGUACAGAGCCUAAAAACCUACGCAAACAGGUAAAAGAAGAUGAAACUCCUGAGACCUGAAACUAAACAAGGAAAUACACCUACAGACUUAUAAGGCACCAAAUAUAUGUUUACUGCUGAAUACACCUCAUCACCUUAAGAAGUACUUUUGGAAAUUAAACUUGAAUCUGUUAAUUCAUGAUCCAGAUUGCAGCAGUCUUUGCCUUUUGUUCAUUAACAAAAUUAGCCGAUUCAAAGUUAAAACCAUCAAUUGAAUGAAGCCAGUUCCUGAUGUGUGUGAUGUUGCAUUUGCUGGUUUUAAUGAAUUCAAGAAAAUUGCUAAGGUGUCAACUCAUACUAUCUUGGCAGCAUGUGGAAUAGAACAUUCAAAGUCAAGUGUCCGUCAACCCUAUCCUCAUCUGGUGUGCAGCCAUACUGUUACUCAAAGCCGUCAACAACAGCUUCAUAUGUUGGAUCCAAUGCACAGUUUUUGCACAGACUGCUUUCAUGGUUUUGUAAAAGAUGUUGUUAACUCCAUCUUGACUGAGAAAGUUGCUUCGUUUGCUUAAACUCGGGAUUCUUGUUAGUCCUGCCUUACUUGUUCAGCGUCCUGGUUUACAAGCAUGUAAAUAGCAUUUUGGCUUUCAAUCAAAGUUUUUGCAUGUUGUU
Molecule: messenger RNA, 2356 nt
Organism: Papaver somniferum (opium poppy)
Lineage: Eukaryota; Viridiplantae; Streptophyta; Magnoliopsida; Ranunculales; Papaveraceae
Product: PHD and RING finger domain-containing protein C126.07c-like
Exons: 4
Coding region: 68-1069 (333 amino acids)
Source: RefSeq, a predicted model, not a curated record